Messenger RNA from Andrographis paniculata, 4016 nucleotides. RefSeq names its product kinesin-like protein KIN-12B. The transcript has 15 exons. The coding region runs from base 152 to 3892 and encodes 1246 amino acids. Lineage: Eukaryota; Viridiplantae; Streptophyta; Magnoliopsida; Lamiales; Acanthaceae. Gene Ontology annotation, biological process: microtubule-based movement. The record is from RefSeq and is a predicted model, not a curated record. Gene Ontology annotation, molecular function: microtubule binding; microtubule motor activity; ATP binding.
CCCUUCUCUUCCAACGGUUACUUCUCCACUCUCUCUCUCUCUCUCUCUACGCCUCUAGAUUCUUGUUCUCUCUCCACAUCUUCUUCUUCGUCUCCUCCCGCUCUACAACCUAUUUCAAUCCUUCUUCCUUUCCCCGGUUUCCGCAUUCGGCAUGAAGCAUUUCAUGAUGCCGAGGAAUCCAAUCUUGAGGGAAAACCACGACGCUGUUAAUGUAUCUCCAAACCCUAAAUCGAAGCCUACUACCCCAAACCCGCCCUCCCGGAAGCUCAAAACCAGCAAGGAGAACGCUCCGCCGACACCGCCGCCGCCUGCAGAUCCCAAUUUGCCCACGUCGUCGCCGGUGCUCAAGACCAAGAGUGCGCUCCCCCCUCGCCCUCCACUCAAACGCAAGCUCAGCGUGGAAUCUGUCGCUUCCGAUUGUGCGCCGGCUGGGACUUCAUCGGAUUCUGGUGUCAAGGUAAUAGUGCGUGUGCGUCCACCGAACAAGGAGGAAGAUGGAGGAAAUGUAGUUCAGAAAAUUACAGAAGAUUCUUUGACAAUAUCCGGGCAAACCUUUACAUUCGAUUCCAUUGCAGAUAUUCACUCAAAGCAGAGUGACAUAUACGAGCUAAUAGGUGCACCUUUGAUUGAAAAUUGUCUAGCUGGAUUCAACAGCUCGGUCUUUGCAUAUGGACAGACUGGGAGUGGCAAGACAUACACAAUCUGGGGUGCAUCAAAUGCAUUGCUGGAUGAAGAUCAGCAAGGCUUAGCUCCCCGUGUCUUUCGCAGGCUCUUUGACCGGAUUAACAAGGAACAAAAAGAAUCUGACAGACAAUUAGUGUACAUGUGUCGCUGCUCUUUCCUCGAGAUCUACAAUGAACAAAUAACUGAUUUAUUGGAUCCCAGCCAAAAAAAUCUCCAGAUUAGGGAAGAUGUUAAAGCAGGUGUUUAUGUUGAAAAUUUAAGGGAGGAGUGUGCAUCAUGUAUGGAGGAUGUGUCACAACUUCUAAUCAAGGGGUUAUCAAACCGUAGAACCAGUGCCACCUGUGUUAAUUCUGAGAGUUCUCGAUCCCACAGUGUUUUCACGUGUGUUGUUGAAUCACGUGGCAAGAGUGCUGCCGAUGGUUUAAGCCACAUGAGAUCAAGCAGAAUCAACUUUGUUGAUCUUGCUGGAUCGGAGAGACAAAAGCAAACAGGUGCGGCUGGUGAGCGCUUGAAGGAAGCAGGGAAUAUCAAUCGGUCUCUUUCACAGCUAGGGAACUUGAUAAACAUCCUGGCUGAAGUUUCUCAGACAGGAAAACAGAGGCACAUUCCAUACAGAGACUCAAAGUUGACAUUUUUGCUACAGGAAUCUUUAGGUGGGAAUGCUAAGAUGGCAAUGAUAUGUGCCAUUUCUCCAUCUCAAAGCUGUAAGAGUGAAACUCUUAGUACACUCAGAUUUGCGCAACGAGCUAAAGCAAUUAAGAACAAAGCUGUUGUUAAUGAGGAAAUGCAGGAAGAUGUUAGUGUCUUAAGAGAAGUGAUUAAACAACUUAGAGAUGAACUUCACCGAAUGAAGGCCAACAAUCAAACUGGUCAGGGUGGGGCAUAUGCAACUGGGUGGAAUGCGAGGAGAAGCUUGAAUCUACUGAGAUAUAGCCUCAACAGGCCAAUGAUGUUACCACAUAUUGAAGAUGAUAGCGAUGAGGAAAUGGAAAUAGUGGAUACAGAUGAAACAAUGUCUACUAUGCCAGAUGAAAAAUACAUAUGUUCACCGAGACAGGAUGACAAAAGCACAGACAUUAAUAUGGAAGAUGAAACAUCAGAAACAGUUCACAAGUCAAAUACUAUCAGUCCUGGAGCAUUGGAAAGACAGUUAAAGACCUCGCAGGGAAAGUCUGAGGUAGCACCCGAUGAUGGUUCUUGUGGAAUGUCUAAAGAUGGAGGGGGUUCCGCAGUUAUUGAAAAUUUGCCAAAUGAUGAUAUCUCCGGGAAGCCAACAGAGCAAUCUUCCCCAGUGCAACUUGCUGAAGCUGCAGAGAACACACCUGAGAAGUCCGAAAAUAUCAUUGGUGAUGGUAUAGCUUCUAAUGUCGGUGACAUCCCUUCUGAUGUGUCCCCUCCUCUGAAGUCCCCUGCUCCUACUGUUUCACCAAGAUUGAACAGUAAUAGAAAAAGUCUCAAGACAUCAUCCACAGCAAUUGCUUCUCAGGGUCUUCUGAUUCCAGAUAACUUGAAGACUACGAUUAAAUCUACUGCUAAGCCAUUAAAUAGUAUCCAUGCAAAUUCUCUCUCCUCCCGAAAAUCUUGUUUUGCUUCAUCAUCAGCUCAAUUGGCUGCUACACUUCAUCGUGGUCUUGAAAUUAUUGACAAUCAACGCCACAGUCCUGGUCUUAGACGGUCGGCAUAUAGAUUCUCUUGCAUGCCAGCUGAUAUUAAAGCUGUUAUGCCAGUUGUCAAAGUUGAUGUAGGCAUUCAAACUGUUUUAUACGAUGAUGAAUCAACGGAAAAGCAUACAGAAGACUCUCUGUGUAGCAAAUGCAAGACUAGUAGGCUCCAGCAGGAGCUCAUUAAUGAUGGUACUGACGAGAAUAUGCAGUUAGUACCUGCGAAUGAGUCACCAUUGCCUAACAAAUGCAAAGCACAAGUUCCCAAAGCAGUAGAAAAGGUUUUGACUGGAGCUAUUAGGAGGGAGAUGGCAUUGGAAGAGAUAUGUUCCAAACAGAAUGCAGAGAUCAUGCAACUUAAUCGAUUGGUCCAGCAGUACAAACAUGAGAGAGAGUGCAAUGCCAUAAUUGGUCAAACUCGUGAAGAUAAGAUUGCUCGACUUGAGAGUCUUAUGGAUGGGAUAUUGCCAACAGAGGAGUUCAUGGAGGAGGAACUCUUGUCGUUGACUCAUGAACAUAAAAUCCUUCAGAAGCAAUAUGAUAAUCAUCCCGAAGUCUUGAGAACACAAAUUGAGUUAAGAAGGGUCCAAGAUGAACUUGAAAGAUAUCAAAAUUUCUUUGACUUAGGAGAAAGGGAUGUUUUGUUGGAAGAAAUACAUGAUCUAAGGACUCAGUUGCAAUUUUAUCUUGGUUCUUCAGCCGAGUUAGUUAAAGGAAAAACGCCUCUCCUUCAGCUAACUUCCUCUAGCGGGCUAAACACGGUUCCUGCUUUAUCCACCUCUGCAGAUCUUACUGAAAAUGCUGAGCAGAGACUGGAGCAGGAGAGAAUUCUGUGGGCCGAAGCAGAGAGCAAAUGGAUUUCCCUUGUUGAAGAACUUAGAAUGGAACUUGAAUCCAACCGAUCAAUUACUCAAAGACAAAGGCAAGAAUUAGAUAUUGAAAAGAAGUGUUCUGAAGAGCUGAAAGAAGCAAUGCAAAUGGCAAUGGAAGGCCAUGCCCGCAUGCUUGAACAGUAUGCCGAGCUUGAGGAGAAACACAUUGAAAUGCUCGCCAGGCAGAGGAAGAUUCAUGAUGGAAUUGAUGAUAUCAAGAAGGCAGCAGCCAGAGCAGGGGUAAAAGGGGCAGAAUCUAGAUUUAUCAAUGCUCUAGCUGCUGAAAUUUCAGCACUCAGAGUGGAAAGAGAGAAGGAGAGACAGUACUUCAGAGAUGAAAAUAAAGGGCUCAAGGCUCAACUGCAGGAUACUGCUGAAGCAGUUGAGGCUGCUGGGGAAUUACUCGUGCGGCUUAAAGAAGCAGAAGAGGCUAUAGCUGCUGCAGAGAAACGAGCGUUGAUGGCAGAGCAGGAGACCGAAACUGCCUACAAAGAGAUGGAAAAAUUGAACAAACUGCUCGCAGCCGAUCACAUAAUGCAAGAAGAUAUCAGAGCUCAAGACAGCCAUAAAGACAACAACGAUGAUCAACAAUGGCAAGAGGAAUUCGCGCCAUCAUAUGGUGUCGAAGAUGAGCCAUCAUCAUGGUUCUCCGGCUACGACCGCUGCAAUAUAUAAUAAUAAUAAUAAAUAAAAACACUCUCGAUUCUUUACAGUCCCCCAUCACAUUUUGUGUGCCAUUUGUUGUAUGUAACAGUACACAGUAGUAAGUAAUACAGUUUGUCGAAAAACAACAACCAUG